GUGUAGCGGUGGCGUGUUGUUUUUGAGUGCUUGUUUGGUGUUCAGCAUGCCUGAGCCGGCCAAGUCCGCGCCCGCCCCGAAGAAGGGCUCCAAGAAGGCGGUCACCAAGACGCAGAAGAAGGGCGACAAGAAGCGCAAGAAGAGUCGCAAGGAGAGCUACUCGAUCUACGUGUACAAGGUGCUGAAGCAGGUGCACCCCGACACGGGCAUCUCGUCCAAGGCCAUGGGCAUCAUGAACUCGUUCGUCAACGACAUCUUCGAGCGCAUCGCCGGCGAGGCGUCGCGCCUGGCGCACUACAACAAGCGCUCGACCAUCACGUCGCGGGAGAUCCAGACGGCCGUGCGGCUGCUGCUGCCCGGCGAGCUGGCCAAGCACGCGGUCUCCGAGGGCACCAAGGCGGUCACCAAGUACACCAGCUCCAAGUAGAGCGGUCCUGAUCCUCACUCUGAACCCAAAGGCUCUUUUCAGAGCCACCCACUCGUUCAAUGAAAGAGCUUUAAUUACUGUGUUUUAUUGUUAGGUGUCUUCUCUGCUAAUCUG
Lagopus muta (rock ptarmigan) is the source of this 541-nucleotide messenger RNA. Its product is annotated as histone H2B 1/2/3/4/6. The transcript has a single exon. The coding region runs from base 47 to 427 and encodes 126 amino acids. The record is from RefSeq and is a predicted model, not a curated record. Gene Ontology annotation, molecular function: DNA binding; protein heterodimerization activity; structural constituent of chromatin. Lineage: Eukaryota; Metazoa; Chordata; Aves; Galliformes; Phasianidae. Gene Ontology annotation, cellular component: nucleosome.